AUGGGCCUCAAGACACUCCUGAUCGCAGCUGCGGCUGCCAGCGUUGCCAUUGCCGCAUCAGUUGAAGAACAACUCGCCAAGAGAGGCAACCUGCCCACUCCAGUCUCCGCUUCGACUGCACGGACGUACCUCAACUCGAUCACGGUCCAGGCAGAGUCGAACAGCCCCGCCUACGACCGCGACCUCUUCAACCACUGGAUCACUAUCAGCGGCGCCUGUAACACCCGCGAGACUGUUCUCAAGCGCGACGGCAGCAACGUCCAGACCGACAGCGCUUGCGCUUCGACCUCCGGCUCUUGGUACAGCGAUUACGAUGGCGCCACCUGGACUGCUGCCUCCGACGUCGACAUCGACCAUAUUGUGCCUUUGAAGGAAGCUUGGGUUUCUGGUGCACGGAACUGGGAUAAUGCUCGUCGUCAGCAGUUUGCUAAUGACCUCACCCGUCCACAACUCCUGGCUGUCACCGAUAAUGUCAACCAAGCGAAGGGCGACAUGGACCCUGCAGAGUGGCUUCCUUCGCGUACUGCUUACCAUUGCACUUACAUCCGUGCUUGGGUGCAGGUCAAGUACUACUACGGCCUCACCAUGGACUCGGCGGAGAAGUCGGCUUGUCAGAGUAUUCUUAAUGGAUGCUAG
Messenger RNA from Fulvia fulva, 636 nucleotides. RefSeq lists its product as uncharacterized. The transcript is spliced from 2 exons. The coding region runs from base 1 to 636 and encodes 211 amino acids. NCBI's taxonomy places the organism in Eukaryota, Fungi, Ascomycota, Dothideomycetes, Mycosphaerellales, Mycosphaerellaceae. The record is from RefSeq and is a predicted model, not a curated record.